GUUUACUCUACAGACAGGCAGCCUGUGACAGUGCCCAGGCCUAAUGAAAUGGAUUUUUCUAAAGCAAAGCAAUCGAGACAGAAAGUUAUUGAUUUAAGUAAGAAAGGUUCAAUUGACGAUGCAAUUGUUCCUUUAGUAGAUAAAAUAAACUCAUCUUCAUCGUAUUUCACAACUAGUUCAUGCUCUGGUCGUAUAUGUGUCUUCCAAGAGAAAAAUGGAGUUCAGAAGAAAGGAUGUGAAUGGCUUUAUGUAACACAUAGUUAUGGAUCUAAUCAAGAACUGGAGUCUUGUAUGUCAAAAAUCACUGGUGAUGCCUUCUUCAAAUUUGAACCAUUCAUUUUACAUGUACAGUGUUCAGCUAUACAGAAUGCCAGAGUUAUGCAUGAGGCUGCAAUAGCCUCUGGGUUCAGAAACUCUGGCAUAUCAAUUGGAAAAAGAGGCAAAAUCAUGUUGGCAAUACGCAGCACACAUGGGCUGGAAGUUCCAUUGUCAAAGGAGGGCAGAUUACUAAUAAAUACUGAAUAUCUACAUCAUAUAACUGAGUUAGCCAAUGAGAAAAUGAAAGAAAACUUCAAGCGAAUUGAUAGGUAACAACAAGUUAUAUAUAUUGUACAUAGAGAAUAUUGUGAUAUUACUAUACCACUGAAUAUUAUUAGUAUCUGCAAUUACAUAAUCAUUGAAAAAAGUGUGAAUAUUAUGGCCCAUCAGAUUGAUCUCUGUUUUACAUGUGUUCAUUGAAUACUGGUGUUGUAUCUGCAUACAUUAUAGAGUGUGAAAUCAAAUACUGUACAUUCAAUUGGAUUUGAACCUCACACCAAAGCCUUU
Molecule: messenger RNA, 825 nt
Organism: Anneissia japonica
Lineage: Eukaryota; Metazoa; Echinodermata; Crinoidea; Comatulida; Comatulidae
Product: tRNA wybutosine-synthesizing protein 3 homolog
Exons: 5
Coding region: 49-591 (180 amino acids)
Biological process (GO): tRNA methylation
Cellular component (GO): cytoplasm
Molecular function (GO): tRNA methyltransferase activity
Source: RefSeq, a predicted model, not a curated record